AUGAUUGCUCCCAUCACUGGUAAAUUUCGCAAGCAAUUCGCCAAAGAUCUCUCCAUUGCCUUGACGCUGGGUGGUGUCGCUGGUGCAUGUUGGUGGCAUCUCUACCAUUUGCCAAUGGUUCGACGUCGUGACGCUUACUACGCGAGACUGGAAGCCAACAAGAACCAGUAA
Molecule: messenger RNA, 171 nt
Organism: Lichtheimia ornata
Lineage: Eukaryota; Fungi; Mucoromycota; Mucoromycetes; Mucorales; Lichtheimiaceae
Exons: 1
Coding region: 1-171 (56 amino acids)
Biological process (GO): mitochondrial electron transport, cytochrome c to oxygen
Source: RefSeq, a predicted model, not a curated record